This is a messenger RNA of Labrus mixtus (cuckoo wrasse), 4354 nucleotides long. RefSeq names its product G-protein coupled receptor family C group 5 member C-like. Gene Ontology annotation, cellular component: intracellular membrane-bounded organelle; signaling receptor complex; plasma membrane. Gene Ontology annotation, biological process: G protein-coupled receptor signaling pathway. Bases 431 to 1603 code for a protein of 390 amino acids. NCBI's taxonomy places the organism in Eukaryota, Metazoa, Chordata, Actinopteri, Labriformes, Labridae. The transcript has 4 exons. The record is from RefSeq and is a predicted model, not a curated record. Gene Ontology annotation, molecular function: G protein-coupled receptor activity; protein kinase activator activity.
AGAAAGUUACACACACACACACACACACACACACACACACACACACACACACACACACACACACACACACACACACACACAAGAUCAUCACAACAACUGUGCAUGACAGGAAAGCCAUUAUGAAGCUUCUGCCAGUGAGACCUUUAUAGCAUGGUUCAGUAGCAGCAGUAAACGAGUGGGCAGGUGGAGGACUGUCCAUGAUCGUACCCGGAAAAACAGGCUGGAUUAAAAAAAAAAAAAAAAAAAAAAACCCGCUCAGAAAUAGAUCGAACCAAGCUUCAAAAGUCGAUAAAAGCCUACUCGAGUGAAAAUAUAUCGGGUAAGCUUUUCUCCUGUCUUUCUGGGGUGGAUUAUCCUCACCGGGAGUAAAUUCUCACCUGUUGGAGUGGUCACCAGUCCAGGAUUUCAAAUUCAGACCUGCAUUGAAGCCAUGGGAUCGACCAGCCCUCCCAAAGGCUGUGGUUCCAGUAUCAGCUCCAUAUUUUACAACCUGUGUGACCUCACUACAGUGUGGGGGGUCGUGGUGGAGGCCGUAGCCACUGCUGGUGUCAUCACCUCCUUCGUUCUCUUCAUUGUCCUCAUGGCCUGCUUACCAUUCGUGACGGACAAGAAGAGAAAGGCUAUGGUGGCCCUGCAGGCGGGCAUUCUGGUCUUUACUCUGGGACUCUUUGGACUCACUUUUGCCUUCAUCGUGGGUCGGUACUCCACCAGCUGUGCUGCUCGGAGGUUCCUCUUUGGAGUGCUGUUCUCAGGCUGUCUGUCCUGCCUGAUGAUGCACGCGUUGUGGCUGGCCCUGCUGCAGCGCGGCCGGGGUCCCAGAUGCUGGAUGUUCUGCCUGGGUGCGCUUGGUCUGUGGAUGGUGGAGGUGAUCAUCAACACUGAGUGGCUCAUCACCACUGUGGUCAGGAGCUCACCCGGAGAUGAAGCCGCCCCUGACCUCUCUUGCAGCUUUGAUAACCUGGACUUUGUGAUGGCGCUGAUCUACGUCAUGGUGCUGCUGGUCGCUGCAGUAGUGAUGUCUGUGCCCACGGUGACACACAAGCAGAAGCAGUGGCGGCGAGACGGAGCUUUCAUUCUGGUGACGGGGCUCUUCACCUUGGCCAUCUGGGUGACUUGGAUUGUCAUGUACCUCCAUGGUAACCAAGUGGUCGGAACUCCGAGCUGGGAUGAUCCCACUCUGGCUAUAGCUUUGGUUUCAAAUGCCUGGGUGUUCCUCUUCUUCUACUGCAUCCCAGAAAUAAGCUUACUGACCAAGGAGGACCCAGACCAGGAGCCGCUGGAUGACGGAGAUCAUGUUUAUCCCACCAGGAGCCUGGUGUAUGACAACAUCCUGAAGGAGCCGGAGACACGCCCGCAGAACAUGUACAUAGAAAAUAAAGCCUUCUCUAUGGAUGAGCCUACAGUAUCCAUAAGGCCGGAGUCUCCGUACGGUUCUUAUAACGGCCAGAUGCGAAGUUGUGUGUACCAGCCCACUGAAAUAGCACUAAUGGCUAAGGGCUUAAGGAUAAACCAAGAAGCGAUGCUCCCCCGAGCCAGAACCCCGUCUUUGAAUCCGGGGUGCGUGGGCUCCCUGCCUCGUUCACACGUGUCCCUACCUUCUUAAGGACUGUCACAUGCAGGCAGUAGGUCUCAAAGAGAGCUACCAACACUUAAAGCCAUGAGAUUAAGCUCCACUUAGGGCUUUGUUGCACCCACACUAACUAGAUUCUCUGUUUGUAUACAUGUUAAGAUUUUCCCUACCACAUGUUUCAAACAUUACAAAGUCCGUUAGUUUAACAAUCUGCUGUAUCAUAGAGUACUGGAGCUUUAAAAUAACUACAGAUCUACAGACAUUUUUUUAAACAAAAGCUGCUGUUAGCAACAGAGAGACAGACAGCGCUGUCUAAAUUGCACAAUCAUGUUGUCAAUGUUUCAUUGUGCAAUAUAGAAGGCGUGCAGGAGUAUGUUUGCACUUUUUGGUCAUUAAAAACAAGAAAUUACCCAAAAUGGAGUGCCUAGGAUUUCUACUUUUGUUGAAGUGGUAUCAAAAACAGCUAUUAAUAGUUUCAUUUUCACUAGUAUCAUAUCUGCGUUUACAUUUCUGUUGUCCUGACAACCGAAAUAUGUACAGCCUUCAAUAUUUUAUUUUGAAAUGUAGUGCCUCAGUUCCUCUAUUUCAUUUCUAACCUCUCUGAGCACACCCCUUACCUCCUACUGAAUGUUAAUCCAGCUUUUUCACAAGUUGCUCAAUGGGAGAAGACGAAAUGUCAGGAGAAAACACUACAUGUAUGGGUCUUCAUGGUAAAGUAAUUAGAGCCCGACUGAUUAAUCGGCCAGUUGAUAAUAUCGGCCGAUUUUAGCGUAUCAAGUGACUAUCGGUUAAUUUUAUCGCAGCUGUUACUAGAUUUAUUUACUAGUCAAAUAGCAUUUCGUUUGAGUUUCAUUGUAAUAAACUAGCAGUUCUCUAUCACCAGCAGUGUGUGCUGUAUGGAUUACAACAAGCUUGUCGAGCGGUGAUGCACGUACAUGUGCAGUAACUUUCCAGUUGAGUGACCAUCUUGUCUUCAUUAUAUAUCUUUUCCACAAGUUUUGAUAACUGCAUUUGAGGGAGAAAUGCAAUAAAUGUGGGUAUCUAUAUCUAAACAUCGAACAUAAAUCAAAGAAAGAUAUCGGCUGAUUUUUUUCUCUUCCUAAUAUCGAUAUCGGUAUCUGCUCAAAAAAUGUUUUAUAGGUCGGGCCCUGAAAAAAUGUCUUCACUUUUUGGAACUAAACCUUCUGUAUGUUGAUGCUGGAGACACAAUAGACAAGGAUUAGGCACGGAUAAAGGUUUAUACAUCUGACUGUUACAGGUUAGUUUUUGUGUUCUCUGUGAUUGUUUUUUUUCUGCUGAUUUUGUAAUCUGUUUGCAGUUAAACACACUCAUGUAAUGAAGACGUACUCUGAGAGCCAUACAUCUUUGUAGUGUCUUGGACUUAUAGAAAUGUAAUAUCAUGUAAAGUUGUCAAAUUCUAACUUAUUAAACCUGUAAAGGUUCCUAAAAAACCUGGUGUAUCUGAUGGAUCUUUGGGUUGUCGCAGACUUGCAGGUCAGGCAGAUAAUGGGGCGAUGCAAGAGGAAGUGUCACAGGUAUUACCAUGAACUUUAUGCUGCACAGUUAUUUACAUAUGCUUGUUUGAUCGUCUAUAAAAGCUUAUCAUACUGCUGUGUAUGGGCUUACUCUGCGAAGAAGGCAUAAUACUUUAAAAAGGAGGCACAGAGAUGAUUCCUGAAUGCAGUUUAAAUAUUAACACAGUUAUAAAUUGCUUGUUUUUCAAAAUAAAAUACCAUGUAUUCGAAAUAUUAGUGCAGGUUUAAGCAAAUUAGCGUGAACAACUGCUUUGAGUUCUUCCUUUCCUCUACAAGAGCAGGAACAAUUAUUAACAAAUGAUGUCGCACACACACACAGAUUUUCAGAGCUUCCGAGUGAGUGGAGGCUGCCUAGCAGCAGGCUGAGUAGGCUCUCUCUCGAUCACUCCCACCAUCCUCUGCUGUCAGCAGCCAGGAAAGAAAAGUAGCUCACAAACUGGAAGUCACACAGAUUAGAAAUAUACAACAGAUCAUGUGUGUAGAUUGUCAGGAUUUUACUCCUCUUGGCUACACCCUUUGUUUUCCCCUUUUGUUGUUGUUGUUGGAUACAAAACAGAUGCAAAGUGCUGCGAAAAACAACCUGCAAGUGAACACAAAAGGACAAAUGUAUCCAAAUUUAAACAAAAUGAGGCUUUCGGACACAAGAUGAUGUUUUCUGAGGAUUUCCAACAACAACAAUUCCCUUCCUACUUGGUAGCAACUGCCUUAUUACUGAUAUGAUAAGCUCUGGAUUAAUGGUCAAAACUUUAGGCUGUCCCAGAGGAGCUGGAUAAGGUGACCCCGCCCCCUCCUUUUAGGAGACAUUCUAAAUACAUGAAACCUUGGCAGCAUCUUUGUUUACAUUGUAGAAGACAUUCAUUCCUGAUCAAUGACUAGAGCUCUGUUCAAAUCUCUCUCUGCCAGGCAGCACCUUUAAAGCCCCUGGUGAUAUGAAGAGCUGUCUUGUGCACAUGGACACAGGUGGUUACAUGACCAGUGGUGGUUCAGCUCCGCUCAUGGGAGUCAGCACUACCAAUCACAAGCAGCUGUCCCCACUUAACGCAUUUCAUUGUCACUGUGACAACCUUCUGUGGACAAACACAGCUGAAAAAACACACACACACACACACACGAUGACAGAGAUUCAGUAUUUACGGAUUAUAGCAUAUGAAUGAUGUUAUCAAUAUAUAUUUUUUUGCUUUUAGAUCUAUUACGCUAAGAAAGAGGCAGCUGUCAAACAAAACAGAACCUCUCUGCAUUUGUACAGUUU